Aspergillus thermomutatus is the source of this 825-nucleotide messenger RNA. RefSeq lists its product as uncharacterized. NCBI's taxonomy places the organism in Eukaryota, Fungi, Ascomycota, Eurotiomycetes, Eurotiales, Aspergillaceae. The coding region runs from base 1 to 825 and encodes 274 amino acids. The transcript has a single exon. The record is from RefSeq and is a predicted model, not a curated record.
AUGGAUUCUAACCUUGAAGAAUGGCAUCGCUCCGCUGGUUUCACAGAUGCUCAGCAGCAAGCAAUCGCCGAAGCCCGGCAGCGCUUCCACACUGCUGGUGGCCCGACCACGCAACGCAUCAUCGAGAGGAUUGCGGUCGCGAUAACACAGACUUUCACUGACAGCGACGUGAUGGUUGAACGAUGGCCCUCACAUAUUCGAGUCCUCAUGAACAAGUUCUCUCGAUCUGCUGCCCAGCCUGCCAAAGAGUUCGAGUCAUGGGCACGACCGCGGGAUCAGGAGAAGCGGAAGCAGGCCCUGUCUGUAUGGACAUCAUUGCUGGCGUUUCUUAUCUUCAAUUGGAAGUCCUAUGGUGCAGACGGUGCCCUGGUGUCUAUGGGAUUGAACCUAUCUUGGACUCUCAAGGACGACAUCGAUACCAUUCGGUACUACGCCAAGUCAGGACGGUCACUAAAAGUUCUUGGUCAGAUGGCCAGUAUAUUCUUUGUGAAGAUGAUCAAGGAUGCUACGGCCACUCCUCAUACCAACCCGUUGGUCUGGUGGCUGGCUGUUUUGAUCCAGACUGAAGUACUGGGUGACCAACCCCGCUGGAAGCUGGCAGGCUUACAGGACACGCUGUCAUUCUCUCCGAAGCUGGAAGCCAUUGAUCAUUAUGCUCGAGUUUUGGUCUUGGAAGACGCCUUCUAUCGAGGCGACCUGAGCCCAGCCGAGAAAGAAGACCUACAGGAUUCCCUGAAUCAGGUCUCUAUCAGUUGGAUUGAUCAAGAUGCCGAGCGCCCUCCAGUCGACAGUCUCCAGAACCUCCUCCAAAGAGUCUCGCAUUAA